AAGAUCAAGCGACUCAUAAACUGAGGAUGACCGUUGGUUCUGUUUACAACGAGGGACGGUUUCCUAUCCCUCCAAAGUUUGACUUCAGGCAGUUGCCCUUAAGGGGAAGGAAGGUGACUGUGAUAUCAUUCAUUGGAGACUACGACAUAUUUUUUGGUGAAUCUCAGUUCAUCAACAUUUUCAGCUACACUGGGAAAGAAUUUCCUGUUUCGGUAAUAUAUUUAUCUCUGGUUUACUCUCCUUCAGGAACUGUCUAGGGUACUUAUUAUAAAGUUCAUCUCAUCUUUGCACCACAGAAUUAUAUUGAAGGGUAUUAUGACUGUGAAAAUCAAGUCAUAUUUUUGGUUCUUAACCACCUGGAAAUAGAAAGUCUAUUCAGAGGCCAUGAAAACGGUUCUCGGACAUUUGAGAAAUUACUGAAACGCUUCGACUAUACGCUCCUGAAACUCCUAUACUUCAUGUUUGUUGUGUCACACUUUAUUGUUGUAAGUAUCUUUGAAAAACUAAUGGAAUUAGAUUACCAGUAUAGGAACCAACUUAAAUCCUAAUUACGUCCGGGUCUUCAAGUUGCUGGAGAAGAUGAGGUUAGUGAAAACUUAGCAAGUAAGCUUUUAGGAUACGACUUCGUCACUCGCUUGAUCUUUAUACUCGUGACCUUCCAUUGCCUCGAGAUUGGUUGAACAAUGGACGUGCUUCUAUCCCUAGGCUUCUGUUUGUUUUCAAACUUCGACCUGCGCAAACGAGGAUGUUAAAGGUUUGUGUAAGCAGAUUUCUUAUAUAUUUCCUUUUGGCUGGCAUUUUAUUGUCCUCACACUGGUUUCCGUUCGACAUUAUGGAUAUCACAACAUUUAUAUGGUCGGAAAUACAUGACAGAUUGCAAAGAAGGCAGUUCGUUUCGAGAUAAGGAAGGAAUAACAUCGUGUCGAACACGAGCUUGCGUUCGGGACAGGCUACUACUGGAUCCUUUGGAUGCUGAAAUCACAUUGUUUCAGAUUUUUCACUUUCUCCGUAUAGAGCUGUAGUUCACUUUUGUUAUGUACUGGUAUUGUCAAUCGAUAACGUUUUUACUGGGUCUAAUUCCAAGGUUUGAGUGUUCUCGACCGUUUCGUAUGCACUCACUGAGACUUAAGAUUAUGCCAUAUAGGGACCUAAACUAACCUGUAAAAGGUAGAGCACAGGUGGUGGUAAUGCAGAAAGUAGAACUUUAUUCCACCUUCACAUAUUACUGGUUAAUCUAUUCCAGUUUCACCACAAAAAAUAUCAUAUCCAUAGGGAUUUUUGUAAACUAAACCUCAUGAAAUUCAUUUGCGCCUUCUCAGUUGUGUUGUUUGAAUGAUACUAAAUAAAAUACGGGUUAGUUAGAGUGUCUCUUGAUGAUUAGCAGUGUACUUAGGUUUUCACAAAGUAUAUGAAUUGUUCUCUAGAACUUCGAUCAAAUUCAGGAGAAGAAUUUCCUCAAUAUGAGGAUUUUGCAGGUCUCAAGGUACAAACUAAGGCCAUAUAUAACAAGCCUGUUUGGUAAGGGGACUGGUCAGUGUUAUGAACUGAUGUUCGUAUAUGAUAACUUAAUGGAUAGUUAUAAAACUGAACGGUAUUAAAUACGCGAGUGGUGGCUGGGUAACGCAGCAAGUCAUUGAUGAUCCGCUUGCACAAAAUAGUUACUUUAUAUGUAAUUUCUAGACAGGUUAGAAAACGUUUUGUAUCUCCCCGACGAUACACUGGGUUGUAUUCAAGGAACUUGUGUUUUGGAAUCAUUCUUGAGCUAAGAUUUGCUAUGUUUUGAGCAAGUCGUCGUGUUAAUCGGUUGUUUUUAUUGGCUGCAUGUUUUCAUUCUGAAGUUUAAUCCCAUCGUUUAAUAUGAUUCCACUAUAUUUCUUGCAUUUAGGAUUGUAAGGUCGUCAGGCAGUUGGAACAGAAUAUGGUUACUCAAAUAUUCAAUACUUUUUAUGAAACAGGUCUUAUCAGCAAGUAAGAAUUUAUCCUUAUGCUUCCACUAGAAAUUCUACGUGACGAUGUCGUUUGAUUUCCUUUUGGUCGUACAGUCAACCUGAAAUUCAAUUGCCUGGACACUGAGUAACUGGUUGAAAUUUCACUCCACAUAGUUACGUUUCGGAAGCCGAAUACUGUUGCUAACUUUUGCAAAAUAAGUGUGGAUCAUUGAUUAUCAGAAAAAAAUACUUGGCUACAAAGUCGUUUCAUCAUUCGUAUACAUCGAGAUACGAGUCUAAGUUGAUCGGUAUUGGAAUCGUAGAUAGUUGAAUGACGCAUUUAUCAAUAAAAAAUUUCAUGGCUAGCAGCUUCAUUAGAGUUUGGAUUGAUGCCAGACGCAUAGCAUCUCAUAUUGUAUGAACUUUCAUCUCUCUAUAUAGUCUAAGUAUUCAACUUAACUGCAGCAUUCCACUAAACAGUUACUGGUAGAGUUUAAAGACAGCAUUAUACUGUCUGUAUUUGCAUGUACAUAAAAACAUCUUUUGUCCAGUAAAAUACCUAUUACCUGUGUAGCUGAAAAUACUACCUGAUGUUUUUUGUCUGAAUGAUAAUUCUUAGCGUAAGAUUCGUCGUUAGUCUUUCAAUACAAAGACUAACAUGAAGUGCUACACGGAUGCGGUCGUUCUACAGAAUUAAUAGUUAAAAACCUAGUUAUUUGUAAUUUGAGGUAUGUCCUGUAACACAGGUAUACCAGUGUUUACUCAAAGCCAAAAAAAGAACCAACUCCUGAUAAGCUACAUCGUAUAUCAUAUUAAGGAUAAAGCAGACUUUAGAAUCCAAAAUAAAUUCAUCUGUCUUACGAGUUCUGUUAUUUCGAAAAUGUAAGUGUGUCAGAUGUGUGGGUGUUGGUGAAAAUGGAUAGUCAAGACACUUGCAUGAUUAUUAGUUAGGCAUACUACUGAGAACCGUAUAUGACCACUGAAAAUCUCGUGGGGAUUUAGCUACAUUCACUUUUUUUUUUACUCCAAAGCUGACAUAUUAUAUUGUAUUUCUGCCCACUGUUCUCAUUGCACUUACAUGGUUUUUUUUAUGAUUUAGGGGUUUUCCGCAUAUGUUUAUUGUCAUUUUAUUUCAAAAUGUGAUUAGUUGGAUUACUACACUUAUUUACUGCACCCUACUUUGAUCUGUCUGCUAUACAGUUUCUAAACCUGAUUUUAUAUCAAAAUUCACUUUUAGUACAAUUGUUAUUUAUAAUUCUUUUUAUCAUAGUAUUCCAACAAAUCACUUGUUUAUGCUUCCGGGACAUAACUUUGUCCGUGUUCUAUUUGAGAAUGAAUACAUUGACGGGAAAUCUAAUCAUGUUACAUCGUGUAAAGAUAUGGCUCAGCAGUAUUUUGAAUUUAUCCUGAAAAAUGUCCAUCAUAUUUCAAAUAUGUCUACCGAUAAAAUUCCUAGUGCUUUUGGAUCUUCCUCCACUUUAUUGUCCUCGCCGUUAAAUCCGGCAACCGAACGUUGUAGUUCAAAUCACUUAUCGUCACCACCAUCACCAUGGAGUUUCCCUGCGCCUGAUCAACCUACACAGCAUAAUCUUUACUCCUUUCUGCAUUUACACGUGGAAAGCAUGCUUGAUCAAGCGGCUAAUCGAAACUCUUCUUAUGGCCAAACUACUCUGGCUUAUGAAUUGCCGACGUGUAAAGCAUGGUUUAUGGCCUGCUACCGAAUCUACACAAGUCUAAUGUCAAAUGAACCCUUAACCACAAUACCACCCUCUGAAGUGAAUACUGGUCAAAGUGAUUUAGCUACUUGUGCAGGUGGAGGAGGUGCAGCAAUAGCAGGAGUUAAUUUAUCGCAAACGUGGCAUAAUGUACUGACUUCUGUCGUAUGUCCUACACUACCCACAUCGACAUUAUCUGUAGCUCAGAAACAAACAUCACAGAAAUCUGUUAUUGAAGAAGAGGAAGACCUAUUAGCCUCAAGUUAUAGCAAUCCUUGGUCAGUUACAGAUCCAAUUAAUCGUUUAUCCGUUGUUCGCUACCGAGCUGCAAUAUCUGCAGCUGAAACCCAUUACAAACAGGACUUGCCUGUUUAUUAUUCAUGUACUUAUCACAUGAUCAAGAUUGUAUCCGCUUAUAAUGUAGCGAUUAGUCUAGCGCGUGGUCAUUCGGUAUUUCGCCUGCUGGAAAAAUUAUCAAGUCGACUAACCCAUCUGUAUUUAGCUGGACGUGUGACAUGUUCAGCUCUCUCUUUAACUGGUCAACCGUGCCAACAUGAAUUGCAUCGUGUACCGGAUGAUGUAAACACUUUACAAGCUAUUCUGUUAGCAUUAGAAGAAAAGAGUAAAGAGAACUUAAUAAAUUUGGAUGCUGAAGAAAACUUGGUUCUUCAUCACCAGUAUCGCUCGAGUUCUAUUGCCAACCAGUUGCAUGGAAUUGAUCUGAAAGUCAAAGAUGAUUAUAUUAUUCCUUCUGGUCUCAAUGGAAAAUGGAAGCGUUAUUGGAUAGAAUGUGCUAUCAAAGACUCUGUUAGUUGUUCAUCGAAUAAAAAAUCAAAUGAGCAGCAAAAAAAGGACGAUUCAAGUUUAAACAAUCCAGAUCAACACUUGGCUGUUAUGACCCAUCGUUCUGAUGCAAUAAUGAUAAGUUCAUGUGGUUGUGGUCGUCAACAAGCUGAGAGAUCGGAUCCAUUUGAUUACAAAGAAGCGAAUUGGCGAUUUUAUCACAUCUUAUCUAAUGUUUGUUGUAAUAAGUUAACAAGUAUUCUAUUAUCACCACAAAUUUUAUCCGAUCCAAAUCAUACAUUCUGUUUACCGAACGAAGUGGAUAAAGAGCAUCAUUUACCAUUUGCAUUAUCAGCCGAUAACAACAAUGCUAAUACAAAGAACGAGAAAAAAAUAUCUAUUUUAACAAAACGUAAAGAAGUAUCAUCACCACCUGUUAGUCGAGAACACAAGUUAAGUGAAAUUAACUCAAGUGGUGAUAACAAUGAUGAUAAUGCAGGUCUUUCACAGCCUGAAGACAAUGAUUUGUUAUUGUUGUCAGCUGAUUCCGAUUCAAGUGAAGUGGUGGACAGGAAGUCAAGUGAUUCAGAAGACUCUAGAAAUAAUGCAUACAUGGAUGCUGUUACUAAUUUAUCUGGUAGUGACGUGUCACCGAAUGAUACUUAUGCCUCGGACCCACUUUCACAAAAAGUCAAGGUACAGAGAACGAUUAAAAAGGCUGAUGUUCAAGAUCAAAAGGCAGAAUCUUUUCAUCACUCAGCUGUAGAAUCGAAAGAUAAUUUAACUUUUGAUACAUAUGAUCCAGUCAAAAUAGAAACUGUUGAUUCUGUUGACCCAGUAUCAUUACAUCCGGUUGUGUUUCGUGAUGGUGUACCAAAUACCAACUGGUUUGUCGGUGAUUUACCACGUUAUCCAUCAUGGUCAAUCCAUGCACUUGGGAAAUAUUUUAGUUAUUCUCAUUCUUCGGGAUUACCUUGCCGAGGAUUUAUACGCAACAGCAAUUUCUUACUACCUUGGGAUGUAUCUCUGAUGAGCAAUACUAGGAACCGACGUUUCAAUAAAUCUGCAAAAGGAAGGCAUCGUGGAGGCAAACCAGACUCAGACACAGUGAAAUUAUUUAUCGGCUUUGAAAUGGAAUGUUCUAUGGGUCAUCGAUUCUUCCUAACUGGUACCGAUCGAGUUAUGGAUGGACCUAUGCAAAGCAGUCAAGUUCGACGAGCUGUUCAUUCACUGUUAACACGUGACCUACCCGUUUUCAUGCCCUGCCAGUGUCAUCAUCCAGUUUCACAUAUACUUGGGAAUACACGGCAAUCCACUGGUGAGUGGGAUAUGGGAAGCAGUAAUACAACAGUAAACUUGUCUGGUUAUGCAAACAACCAGAUGGUUAUGGCACAAUUAUCACGAAUCUACCUAGCUAUACCAGCUGCUCCAAUUCGCGUGCGUGUUCAACCAUGUGUGCGACCUGGUCCACCUAAAGUUACGCCAAUAUUUCAUCUUGGUCACACAUUGGAUCAGUGCUGUGACAAAACAUUGGAUUGUUCUAUGGAUUCUGAGUAUGAGCAGAAUUAUGGGGUGGAUGAUGACUGCUAUUUCUAUGAAGAUAGUGUUAAAUCUUGCGUAAAACUACUUCCUGAUAUGCAUCACGGUGAGAAAUACCAGACACCAGGUUAUGUCACCUUAGAUAAUGGAUAUUUGUGGGUUAUCCGAUUACCUUUUGUCUACCACGAUGGAAAUAAACUCUACCCCAAACCAGUUUAUCCUGAUGAUCUUAACGAAUGGAAACUACUUAGAGGUUGUAUACAACUAGUAGUAUGAACAUAAUAUGCCUUAAAAAUCACUUCUUGCAAUGUGUAAAUAUACUUUUUAACGACAAAAAUAAACUCUCUACUCUAAUU
Heterobilharzia americana is the source of this 6321-nucleotide messenger RNA. The record is from the annotation of a GenBank genome assembly. NCBI's taxonomy places the organism in Eukaryota, Metazoa, Platyhelminthes, Trematoda, Strigeidida, Schistosomatidae.